Molecule: messenger RNA, 2256 nt
Organism: Brenthis ino (lesser marbled fritillary)
Lineage: Eukaryota; Metazoa; Arthropoda; Insecta; Lepidoptera; Nymphalidae
Source: the annotation of a GenBank genome assembly
AUGACUUCUGAACUAAAAUUUAAAGAACUAAUUACAAAGCGCAGUUCCAUUAAGGGACGCGUGACUAAAUUUAAAAUAUAUCUAGAAUCAUUAGUAGCUUUGGAAAGUAUUUCUGCCGUAGAAGUCAACAAGCUAGCAAUGAAGCUAUCUAGAAUGGAAGCAUUAUUCAUUGAGUUCGACGGGCUACAGAGUCAAAUAGAGGUGCAUAGCGAGGCUAAUCAAUCUGCUGAAUUGUCCACCCGCGAUUUUAUAGAACAAGAAUUUGAUAAUUGCAUUGCUAUCGCUCAAGAUUUAAUACAGUCUAACAGCUCAGCUCCCAAGCGGGUGGAAGAGCGCUGCUCUUUAAAACUUCAAUCUAAUACCUCGUCGUUCGAAGUCUCUAUGUUUUGUCUAGUAUUGAAAACUAUAUCUGAUGACUUACCCAAGCAUCAUUUCAAUAUUAGUUCUCUAAAGUUAAAUAACUUGGAGCUUGCAGACCCCAGCUUCAACGAACCAUCCCCUAUUGACAUGCUUAUAGGCUCUGACCUGUUCUGGGACCUGAUAGGUUCCGAACAGCGGUCUCUAGGGUUGAAUAACCCUAAUCUUCAUAGCUCUAAGCUCGGAUGGCUCAUCGCAGGUCCUGCGCCUAUUCAAAUGCAACCUCCACCUAAAAGGUUCCUAACCUGCAACUUUCUUCAAAGGAAGGAUAAGCUCGAGGACAUUCAGGAGGAUCUAUCUCAAUUCUGGGAACUUGAAAAUGUCCCUAAAUCCCAACCUCUAUCUGAGGAAAAAAGGCUUUGUGAGAAGCUUUUCAUCUCUGAUACUCGCCGAGAAAGUGAUGGUCGUUUUUGUGUAGGUAUCCCUCUACGGGAUGAACCAGAUUGUCUGGGCGAAUCCUACUUCAUAGCAAAAAAAAGGUUCUAUAAUCUUGAAGCUCGUUUUAGAAAAAAUCCUGAGUUGAAAAACAUGUACUGUGACUUCAUUCAUGAGUACGCCGACCUUGGCCACCUUUCAGAGUCUACAGAGACCAAACCCCCAAAUUCCUAUUUUCUCCCUCAUCGCCCAGUGAUUCGAGACAAAAGUGAAACCACUAAACUUAGAGUUGUGUUUAACGCCUCUGAACCCACUACUUCUAGCCUAUCGGUAAACGACUUACAGAUGGUGGGCCCCACUGUCCAAGACUCUUUGUUUAACAUCUUAGUUCGAUUUCGUCAGCAUCGAUAUGUCAUUUCUGGAGAUGUAGAGAAGAUGUAUCGACAAAGUAGAGUUAGAGAGUCGGAUCGCAAUCUGCAACUAAUCUUGUGGCGCGACAAUGAAGAUGAAAAAUUGCGCACUCUAAGGCUCAAUACUAUAACCUACGGAUUUGCGAGCUCUAGCUUCCUCAGCACCAGGUGCAUAUGGCAAAUCGGGGAUGAAUGUGACGACUCUACCAUCAAAACUAUUAUUCAAAAUGAUAUCUAUUGUGAUGACUUAUUGACAGGGGCAAGUACGGCCGAAGAGCUACGUAGCAUUCAACGCGCGGUUUCCAGUGAGCUGGCUAAAGGCUGCUUUCCACUUAGAAAAUACCGCUCAAACUUACUUAAUGUCCUAGAGGCUGAUCCUAACAAUAAUAAAAAUCUAAUCAUCAGCAAUGCCGCAAGUACCCUUGAGCUCUGUGGUGCUUUCCUUGGAGCUGAAUUAAGCUCUGCUGUCAUUAAAGCGUUGAGAGUCGAACUUAAGCGCUGCGUCUUUUGGACUGACUCUUGUGUGGUUCUAGGCUGGCUUAGAUCUCCCGACAAAACCAAAACAUUCGUAGCAAACAGAGUCGCUGCCAUAGGCGAACUCACCGACCCAAAGGCUUGGCGCUAUGUUCCCACUGCUGAAAAUCCCGCUGACCUCGCCUCACGAGGUGUAGAUCCCCAAGAGGUCAAUGAUUCAACUAUAUGGUGGCAUGGCCCUAUGUUCCUCAUGCAACCUGAGUCAUCCUGGCCAAUCUUAUCAGCUGGCAAUGAAGUCAACUUACCUGAAUUAAAAGCGAUGCACGCUUUGGUGGCGGAGGAUGUACCUGCGCAGCGUACCAAGUGGCGAGUGAAGUCCCGAGAUCUCAAGCAAGACGAUCUAGUCCUUAUAAAGGAAGCCAAUACACCACCCCUAUGCCGGCGCCUAGGAAGAGUAAGCAGGCUCUACGUCGGGUCCGACCAAACGCCUAGAGUUGCCGAUAUAGCCACAGCCAAUGGAACUAUAAGGCGAGCACUCAAUCGCCUGGUUCUCCUAUCACCUGACGAAAGCCAUGAUGCU